Molecule: messenger RNA, 4986 nt
Organism: Oryzias melastigma (Indian medaka)
Lineage: Eukaryota; Metazoa; Chordata; Actinopteri; Beloniformes; Adrianichthyidae
Product: transient receptor potential cation channel subfamily M member 1
Exons: 25
Coding region: 333-4952 (1539 amino acids)
Biological process (GO): protein tetramerization; calcium ion transport into cytosol
Cellular component (GO): membrane
Molecular function (GO): calcium channel activity
Source: RefSeq, a predicted model, not a curated record
CGCAGCGAGCUUGGAUUGAGAGGACUUUCCUUAAAAGGGAAUGUAUUCACAUAUUUCCUGGCAAGGAUCCGACCAGGUAAGACUGAUGAUUUAAAUCCCAAAGGAGCUUUUAUGACACAUUUCUUAUUGAGAACCUGGGAUUUGUCCGUAGAUGUGCCUGUGGUCAGCUGGUCACACAUCACGUGGCCAUCCCUCCUGGAGCCAGUUCCCUCGAGGAAGCGGCUCCUCUGGUGCAGAUCGACGCCCCAAAUGAUAAAUGGAGUGUGAUCAAGCACACCAGGACCUACCCAACAGACUCCUUUGGAAUCAUCGAGUUCCAAGGAGGAGGGUUCAUGAAUAAAGCCAUGUACAUUCGGGUUUCAUACGACACCAAACCCGACAACCUUCUGCAUCUGAUGGUGAAGGACUGGCAGCUGGAGCUCCCCACAUUGCUCAUCUCGGUCCACGGAGGUCUACAGAACUUUGACCUCCAGCCUAAACUCAAACAAGUGUUCGGCAAAGGCCUGAUCAAAGCGGCGGUCACCACAGGAGCCUGGAUCUUCACGGGCGGAGUCAACACAGGAGUGAUCCGCCAUGUUGGGGAUGCUUUGAAGGACCAUUCCUCGAAGUCACGAGGAAAAGUAUGCGCAAUAGGAAUUGCUCCGUGGGGCAUUUUGGAGAACAAAGAGGACCUCAUUGGGAAAGAUGUGACGAGACCUUAUCAGUCGAUGGCAAACCCACUGAGCAAGCUGGCAGUGCUCAACAACAGCCACUCCCACUUCAUCCUCACUGACAAUGGAACUUGUGGGAAGUAUGGGUCAGAGGUGAAACUCCGCCGGCUGCUGGAGAAGCACAUCUCUCUGCAGAAGAUCAAUACUCGUUUGGGUCAAGGCGUUCCAUUAGUAUGUCUAAUAGUGGAAGGAGGUCCCAACGUCAUCUCCAUCGCUUUGGAGAGCCUGAGGGACGAGCCUCCCAUCCCGGUGGUGAUAUGUGACGGCAGCGGCCGCGCUUCUGACAUUAUAUCUUUUGCGCACAAGUUCUCAGAAGACGGAGGUCUGGUUAACGAUGAUGUCAGAGACCAACUUUUGGUCACCAUCCAGAAAACAUUCAACUACUCAAAGAGCCAGUCGCAGCAAAUCUUGCUGAUGGUGAUGGAGUGCAUGAAGAAGAGGGAGCUGAUCACAGUGUUUCGAAUGGGCUCUGAAGGGCAACAGGACAUUGAAAUGGCCAUACUUACCGCUCUGUUAAAAGGAACAAAUGCUUCAGCUGCAGACCAGCUGAGUUUGGCUCUGGCCUGGAACAGAGUGGACAUCGCUCGCAAUCACAUCUUUGUUUAUGGACACAAUUUACCUCCUGCUGGAGCCAUGGCGAACACUGCCGCCUCUGGAGCUGCAGCUCAGGAGAAGCCAAAGAGUCCAGCCAGCGCCCCCCGCAGUAAGGCCCGGGCUAAAAAGGGGAAGGGGAAAGGAAAGGCGAAACCGGAACCUCCAGAGGAAACAGAUCCAAGGAAGCUGGAGCUGAUACGCUGGGUGAACUCACUGGAGCAGGCUAUGAUGGAUGCCCUGGUGCUGGACAGAGUGGACUUUGUUAAAUUGCUGCUUGAAAAUGGUGUCAACAUUCAUCACUUCCUCACAAUUCCUCGGCUGGAGGAGCUGUAUAACACUAAACUGGGUCCUGCAAACACACUGCAUGUUGUGGUUCGGGAUGUCAAAAAGGGCAACCUUCCUCCAGAUUACCAGAUCACUUUGAUAGACAUUGGUCUAGUGUUGGAAUACCUCAUGGGCGGAGCUUAUCGAAGCAAUUACACUAGGAAGGCCUUCCGCAACCUGUACAACAAUCUAUAUGGACUAAAAAGGCCUAAAGCUUUAAAACUCCUAGGAAUGGAGGAUGAUGAACCUAGACCAAAAGGAAAGAAAAAGGCAAAAAAGAAGAAGGAGGAAGAGGUAGAAAUUGAUGUGGACGAUCCAGAGGUGUGUCGGUUCAAAUACCCCUUCCAUGAGCUCAUGUUGUGGGCGGUGCUGCUGAAGCGCCAAAAGAUGGCGCUGUUCCUCUGGCAGCGUGGGGAGGAGGCCAUGGCAAAGGCUCUGGUGGCUUGUAAGCUCUAUAAGGGCAUGGCUCACGAGUGCUCAGAGAGUGAGCUGGUGGAUGACAUUUCCCAAGACCUGGAGAACAACUCAAAAGAAUUUGGCCAGCUGGCAUACGAGCUGUUGGACCAGUCCUACAAGCACGAUGAGCAGGUGGCGAUGAAACUCUUAACAUAUGAGCUGGUGAACUGGAGUAACUCCACCUGUUUGAAGCUGGCGGUGGCUGCUAAGCAACGAGACUUCAUCGCUCACACCUGCAGCCAGAUGUUGCUCACUGACAUGUGGAUGGGCUGUUUGAGGAUCGGAAAAAACCCCGGCCUAAAGGUCAUUUUGGGAAUCAUCUUUCCUCCCCUGAUUCUUCUAUUGGAUUUCCGGAUUGGAGAUGAUGCCUCCUAUCAAACACCUGGAAGCAAAGCUGAAGGAAAAGACAAGGAUGAAGACACAAAAUCCAGCAAGGAUCCAAACACGGAUGCAACUUCCCGAAAAGGUGACGAGGAAGAAGGGAGCACUAAAAUCCGCAAAGUCCCCAUUGGAAAAAGAAUCUUUGAGUUUUACGAUGCACCCUUCACCAAAUUCUGGUUCAACACUAUUUCCUAUUUAGGAUAUCUGAUGUUGUAUAACUACAUCAUCCUGGUGAAAAUGGAGCGAUGGCCAUCAAUACAAGAGUGGACUGUCAUAGCGUACAUACUUACUCUUGGAACUGAAAAAGUCCGACAGAUUCUGAUGUCAGAGCCAGGGAAGCUCAAACAGAAGAUCAGUGUGUGGCUGGAGGACUACUGGAACAUCACAGACCUGGUUGCCAUUUGUACUUUCCUUCUUGGGCUGAUGCUUCGCCUGCAGAAUGAGCCAUACUUGGGAUAUGGUAGAGUCAUCUACUGUAUCGACAUCAUUUUCUGGUAUAUUCGAGUUCUGGACAUCUUUGGAGUCAACAAGUACCUGGGACCAUACGUGAUGAUGAUUGGGAAGAUGAUGAUUGAUAUGAUGUACUUCGUAGUCAUCAUGCUGGUGGUCCUGAUGAGUUUUGGGGUGGCCCGGCAGGCCAUUCUUCACCCGGAUGAGGAGCCGACCUGGCGCCUGGCUAGAAACAUUUUCUACAUGCCCUACUGGAUGAUCUAUGGGGAGGUUUUUGCAGACUCGAUAGACCUCUAUGCAAUGGAGAUCAACCCUCCAUGUGGGGAACAUUUAUACGAUGAAGAUGGGAAGAAACUUCCUCCAUGCAUCCCUGGGGCCUGGCUCACUCCAGCUAUCAUGGCCUGCUACCUUCUCGUGGCCAACAUUCUUCUGGUCAACCUCCUCAUUGCUGUUUUCAACAACACUUUCUUUGAGGUCAAGUCCAUAUCCAACCAGGUGUGGAAGUUUCAACGGUAUCAGUUGAUCAUGACUUUCCACGACCGUCCAAUUCUGCCUCCACCUCUAAUCAUCUUCAGCCACCUGUACAUCCUCUUCACCAGGCUGUUCCGACGCUGCGUGAAGAAGAAACAGGAGGGAGAGCUGGAUGAGAAGGACAGAGGCUUAAAGCUCAGGCUGAAUCCAGAAGAGCUCAAGAGUCUGUAUGAGUUUGAAGAACAGUGUGUGGAGGAGUAUUUCCGAGAAAGAGACGAUGAGAAGCAGUCUUCAAGUGAUGAACGCAUCAAGGUUACAUCAGAGAGAGUAGAGAACAUGUCAAUGCGUCUGGAGGAGGUAAAUGAGAGGGAGAACACCAUGAAGGCCUCCCUGCAGACAGUGGAUCUACGUCUGGCCCAGCUGGAGGAGAUCCACGGGCGCAUGGCCGCCGCCCUGGAAAAGCUGGCGGGGUUGGACAAGCUGGAGCUGACCAGAACUUUUUCUCGAAACUCGUCUGUGUGUGAUCCCUCCUCUCUCCUCCGCCAGGGAAGCAUCAACAGCGCUGAUGGUUACAGUCUUUACCGCUUUCACAUGGACAUGGAGGAAUUUGCAUCCAAGCAGAAAGACACCGACGAGAAGAGCGGUCUAGAGAGACAGCGCAGUCUGCGCCAAACCUCCAGUACCUGUGCUCUCAACACCACUGAAGGCGGUCAGACGUUGGGGGUUGGUGGUCUGGACAGAUCAAGAGCUGGUUCAUGUGUGGACAUCCUCAUAUCGCCAUGUGAACAAAAACCCACCUCAGGAGCAUCAAGUCAAGAAACCUUAACCAACAUAAAGCAAGGCAGCACGAUGAUGUUAGACAGAAUAACAGACAAAAACAGACUAAAACCUUUAUCCCCGGCAAAAAGGGCUAAAUCCCUGAAGCUUUAUCCAGCUGACGAUCAAUCCCCGUCUCCUCUGACAAAAAGACGGGCUAUGAGCACCAUCACAGUCAACCCUCCUGACGAACCAGAGGAAGCUGCAGAGGUAGCAGAUUUGACCAAACUUCCAGAAGGAACUUCCUCCUCUCCGAGACGGGCAAAAUCUUUACGAUAUCUCCCAGGAGAUGGCCAAAGUCCGAUAUCUCCAACCACAAAAAAGAGGACAAUGAGCAGUAUCAUCUACACCCCUGAUGAGGAUACGGGUCACGGGACUAAAACAUCUACAGUCAGAACUCUCACUCAACACUUUCAAGCACCAGCACAGGUUAAGAACGUCCAUCAGGUGGAUAGAGCUCUACAAGAACCAGACGAAGACCCGAAAAGAACAAAGGCCAAAAGGAACCUCUCGGACGGCACUGACUAUUUGACCGUAGCAGACGAAAGGUAUUUGCGGUCUCACAGGUCGCAGAGUUGCAACGCCAGCGACAGGAAGGCAAAACCCUUGGUGGUCCCCAAGGGGCCAAGGCCUUCUAGCAGUGAGCACGACAUUGCUCAAACCAGCAAGGGGUCUGCUGCUAGAGGAGAGAGUGAUAGUGGGAAAACGAAAGCAAGGAAGACAGAAGAAGAAACACGUGAAGAGAAGUGAGAAAAACCAACAAAAGCAGGAAGUGAAACUUCCA